GCGACAUUGCUGCAUACAUGUGCGCUGGAACAAACUUCUAGUUGGAUAACAUUUUAGUUGGCUAAAACAUAAGAAACAAGGAUAAACAAGAUGUCUGUCCGAGCGAUAGGAGUGCUAGGCCGGGCUUGCCGCUUCAGCCGCUUUUCCCAAGGGAUAAGGCAAAGCCACCGGUCCGCCCCAGCUGCUCUUAAUCUCGCCCUGGGAUCGCAGCGAUCGCCGGCCGCCCUUUCCCUUUGUCGUUUCUCUACGGAGACCAAGAAGUCUUCCGAGUCCGUAGUCGACAAGCACGAGUUCCAGGCUGAGACCCGCCAGUUACUGGACAUCGUAGCCCGUUCUCUAUACUCCGACCACGAGGUCUUCGUGCGCGAGCUGAUCUCUAAUGCCAGCGAUGCCCUGGAGAAGUUUCGGUACACCUCGCUGAGUGCUGGGGGAGAGAAUCUGUCUGGCAAGGACCGACCGCUGGAGAUUCGCAUUACCACCGACAAGCCACUAAUGCAACUAAUCAUUCAGGAUACGGGCAUCGGCAUGACCAAGGAUGAGCUGGUCAGCAAUCUGGGCACCAUCGCCCGCAGCGGAUCGAAGCAGUUCCUGGAGCAGAUGAAAGGCAAUGAGCAGGCAGCCACCUCUGAAGCGUCCUCCAAUAUCAUUGGUCAGUUUGGCGUGGGCUUCUACUCUUCCUUCAUCGUGGCCAACAAAGUUGAGGUGUUCACCAGGGCGGCUACGCCCAAUGCCCCUGGACUGCGUUGGUCCACGGAUGGUAGCGGCUCCUAUGAGAUCGAAGAAGUGCCAGAUGUUGAGCUGGGCACGCGCAUCGUUCUGCAUUUGAAGACCGACUGCCGAGAGUAUGCAGACGAGGAGCGGAUCGAGGCUGUGAUCAAGAAGUACAGCAAUUUCGUGGGUUCACCGAUCUUGCUGAACGGAAAACAGGCCAAUGAAAUCAAGCCGCUUUGGCUGCUUGAGCCGCAAAGCAUCAGCAAGGAGCAGCACCAUGACUUCUACCGCUUCAUCAGCAACAGCUUUGAUGUUCCACGAUUCACGCUUCACUACAACGCCGACGUGCCGUUGAGCAUUCACGCGCUUCUCUACUUCCCCGAGGGCAAGCCGGGAUUGUUCGAGAUGUCCCGGGACGGAAACACCGGCGUUGCUUUGUACACACGAAAGGUACUUAUUCAGUCGAAGACAGAGCACCUGCUGCCCAAGUGGCUACGCUUCGUGAAGGGCGUUGUCGACUCUGAGGACAUUCCACUUAACCUGAGCCGCGAGCUGCUCCAGAACAGCAGCCUUAUCCGAAAACUAUCUAGUGUGAUUUCCACUCGCGUAAUCCGUUUCCUGCAGGAGCGCUCUAAGAAACAACCAGAUGAGUACGACGCCUUCUACCGCGACUACGGCCUCUUCCUAAAAGAGGGAAUCGUGACUUCCAACGAUCCAACUGAGAAGGAGGAAAUUGCGAAGCUGCUGCGGUUUGAGUCUUCCAAAUCCCCCGACUCCAGUGGCCGCAUGUCCCUAGAGGAAUACUGCAACGCCGUUCCCGCAGAGCAACAUAAUAUUUACUACCUGGCGGCUCCUAAUCGCGUUCUGGCCGAGUCUUCUCCCUAUUACGAGAGUCUAAAAAAGCGCAACGAGCUGGUGCUCUUUUGUUAUGAGCCCUACGACGAGCUGGUGCUCAUGCAACUGCGCAAGUUCAAAACUAAGAACCUGGUAUCCGUAGAAAAGGAGAUGCGCGAAGAGUCCAAGGAGACAGCAGCGGCCACCGACUUUGGCGAGGGCAGCCUUCUGCGCUCCGAACUGGAUGCUUUGAUUCCUUGGCUUGAGGGGGAGCUAAAGGGUCAAGUAAUCAAGGUAAAGGCCACGACCCGCCUGGACAGCCACCCCUGUGUCAUAACUGUAGAAGAGAUGGCUGCCGCUCGACACUUUAUCCGUACCCAAAGUCACCAGAUUCCUGAAGAGAACCGAUUUGCCCUUCUUCAGCCAGAGCUUGAGAUCAACCCUAAGCAUCCCAUAAUCAAGAAGCUUAACAAGUUGCGCGAAAGCGAUACGGAGCUGGCCCAACUUAUUGCCAAGCAGCUGUUCGCAAAUGCCAUGGUGGGCGCUGGCCUGGCCGAAGAUCCCCGCAUGCUGUUAACCAACAUGAACACACUGCUUUCGCGAGCUCUGGAGAAGUACUAGAAGGGACCUCCAUAUACAAUGUGUUAAUUUACCGACUAUCUAAUAUUAAUUUGUAUAUUUAACGAAAUUAAAUAUGUUGAAAUAGUUUUAA
Molecule: messenger RNA, 2257 nt
Organism: Drosophila eugracilis
Lineage: Eukaryota; Metazoa; Arthropoda; Insecta; Diptera; Drosophilidae
Gene: Trap1
Product: heat shock protein 75 kDa, mitochondrial
Exons: 3
Coding region: 91-2166 (691 amino acids)
Biological process (GO): protein folding
Cellular component (GO): mitochondrial inner membrane
Molecular function (GO): ATP binding; ATP-dependent protein folding chaperone; protein kinase binding
Source: RefSeq, a predicted model, not a curated record